Messenger RNA from Camelina sativa (false flax), 474 nucleotides. Lineage: Eukaryota; Viridiplantae; Streptophyta; Magnoliopsida; Brassicales; Brassicaceae. The record is from RefSeq and is a predicted model, not a curated record.
AUGACGACGGCGACUGAGACUAUCUCCGCCGCGAUAAAUCAGAUUGAUGAGAAGAAGGAACAGUUAAAGAAAGCUUUCGACGAUCUUCAAGCUCAUCGAUCUCUCCUUUCACCGUCUUUCUCUCUUUCCUGGUCUGAGAUCGACUCCCACUUCUCCUCUCUCCAAUCCUCCCUCUCUAACCGAUUCCGCCUCCUCCAAUCAGCAUCUCCUGUGAAAGAUGAUUCGUCUAGACUCGAAACUUCUGAUCCAGAGACAUCUCCGGAGGAUCAUCAACCCGUUGUUGAGCCGGAGUUGAGAACGUUGUGUGAGAAUAAUGACGGAAUUGGUUUGACAAAGUAUUUGAUCCGUCGUUGGGAUGAUGAUGCGCCUAUGAACCUCGAGGCUUCUGCUGCGAUUCGCNGAUUCUACAGGAAACCAAGACAUGAUUCAACUAUGGCUCGCGCCGGUGAAAAUGGGACUGAACUAAAAGAUUAG